Messenger RNA from Mixia osmundae IAM 14324, 1021 nucleotides. RefSeq lists its product as uncharacterized. Gene Ontology annotation, molecular function: protein binding; structural molecule activity. Gene Ontology annotation, biological process: retrograde vesicle-mediated transport, Golgi to endoplasmic reticulum; endoplasmic reticulum to Golgi vesicle-mediated transport; intra-Golgi vesicle-mediated transport. Gene Ontology annotation, cellular component: COPI vesicle coat. The record is from RefSeq and is a predicted model, not a curated record. The coding region runs from base 40 to 915 and encodes 291 amino acids. The transcript is spliced from 3 exons. Lineage: Eukaryota; Fungi; Basidiomycota; Mixiomycetes; Mixiales; Mixiaceae.
CGCAAAGUUCACGGGCCACGAUCUUGUCGGCUUGUCGCCAUGGAGUCAGAAGCCUUCCACGUCCGGACACUGUUCUACCAAGGGAGCUACACGUCCUGCGUUCAAACGGCAGAAGCCGCGCCAUCCGCAUCAAGCAAGUACUAUGCUGCUCGAGCGCUCAUUGCUCUCGGCCAGCCUCAGAAAGCCCAUGUGAUGCUUCAGGGCGACUCGUCGGCUUCUGCCAAAGCUAUCAAGACGCUCGCGGGCUACACGGGCAAACGCAUAGACGGUGCAACAGCUAUUGCUACCCUUGAGGAACUCGUCGACAGCUCAGAUCCAGAGAGCGAAUGUCUUUGUCGAGCUAUCUCGGGCACCCUCCUUAGUGCCGAGGGCGAGACGAACGAGGCUCUCAUUGUUCUAGCAGCGGGUGCAGAUGCCAAAGAUCAAGAAUGCAUUGCACUUCAAGUACAGAUCCUACUCCAUAUGGACCGUGUCGAUCUUGCACGCAAAGUCUACGAAGCUAGCAAGCUUUGGGCGGAAGACUCGCUGCUCAUCCAACUCUGCGAGGCCUGGAUAGGCCUGCGCACCGGCGGCGAAGCCAAUCAAGCUGCAUAUUACGUGUACGAUGAGAUCGCACAGCUACCUUCGGCCAACAACGUAGCUGUACUGAACGGCAAAGCCAUCGCGCAGGCCGCGAUGGGUCAUCUGCCCGAAGCAGAGUCCGGUCUCAUCGAGGCGACUCAGCUCGACGCGCGACAUGGCACUACUAUAGCCAACACGGCAGCGCUGGCAGCCUUAGCAGGAAGAGCUGCCGCAUCUGACGAAGCCUUUGCACAGCUGGCAAGCGUUGCACCCCAGCAUCCGCUCGUCAUUGACCUUGCGCACAAGUCGGCGCUUUUCGAUGAGUAUGCGUCGCGAUAUAGUGUGGCUGCUUGAGCAAUGCAUAGGCAUGACAACAACAUUUACAGCUCAUCAACGAGAUCUCUUGCUGUCAUAACUGCAGACUGAAGGAUGCUGGAUUGCUCUGCGUUGAGCAGGCCGU